Molecule: messenger RNA, 5523 nt
Organism: Daphnia magna
Lineage: Eukaryota; Metazoa; Arthropoda; Branchiopoda; Diplostraca; Daphniidae
Product: tudor domain-containing 6
Exons: 10
Coding region: 200-5308 (1702 amino acids)
Source: RefSeq, a predicted model, not a curated record
AACGUUGUAAUAUCCGGUAGCCGCCAUUGUUUCAGUAAAAAACAAAAGAAUCGUCAGAGUAAAGCCACAUUUCCACGAUUCGUGGACCACGAGACACGCGAACUCGAAGGUAUUGUUCCGACUUCCAAGGCUCAUCGUUUUGCAAUUUCACUGUUUUACCAACAUUCAUCUUAAAAAUUGUUCUCCAGAUAGCCUAGACAUGGCUGCAGCCAGCAUGUUGGUGCAGGUGACCCACAUAGAUGAUUCCAUUAGAGGUCGCCAAGGGCCAUGUGUUUAUUUCUGGGGAAUGACUCAUGAUCGCAGUUUUUAUCUGACAAUGGAACUGUAUCUGGAAUCCAUCCGGCAAAAUUUGGAAACAAAGCUUCCACCCCUGAAUCUUAGUGCACUUGAAAACAUGCAGGUCUGCUGUGUGCUCAUCAACCAUAGAUGGCAGCGAGCAAGAAUUCCUGAAUUGAAGUUAAGCCAUUCCGGAACCAUUGAAGUCUUCUGUAUUGAUUCUGGUGACACUCACUCAGUUCCUUUAGCACUUGUGCGCACACUAGACAUUCCUGGAUAUGAAGCAGAAAACAUCAGACAAUGCCCCCCUCUUGCCAGCAAGUUCAUUCUUGCUGAUGUAGUUGCUCCUUGUGGACCUGGGGCUCAUAGUCGACAGUGGAGUGAGCUUGCCAUUAUGUACUUGAAGAUUCAUGUGGAGAAUCACACUUGGAAAGCAGUUCCAAUGGGAAUGUAUGGUACUCACCAAGGUGUGAGACUCUUCAAUUCCAAUAAUCAACUACUGGCAACUAUAAUGAUUCAACAAUCCUUGGGUAUAGCAGCACAGACAUACCAUGAAGCUUUAAGCAUGUGUGAGGUCAUGAAUAAACAACCAGCCUACAUGAAACCUGCAUUUUACACUUCCCCAGCAAUGAAAUUGUUCCCUGCUGGAUGCAACAUGGCAGCUUUAACUACUCCAGUCAGACCUGCUUUCGCCAUUCCCAUGUCUCAGAAAGAACAACUUCAUACGUAUCAGAGAGCGUACGUGAUCAACAAUCUACCAAGUAAAGGCCGUCAUGAUGUAAUCGUGUCACACAUGUCGGAAGGACCCCUUAAAUUCUUCGUCCAAAUGAAAAGCGAGGCAAGUAGUCUCGUGAAUAUACGCAAGAAACUCAACACAAUAGAUCCCAUUCCUUUUCACGGCACACCCGUUGGUUCACCUUGCAUGGCUAUCCAUCCAGCUGAUAAACUCUUUCAUCGUGGCCUGAUCACUGCUGUGAAAGAUUACGGCAAUCCUGGCUGUACUUGCACCGUCUACUUUGUUGAUACCGGUAGCCAGACUCAAAUUAAUAUCUCCCUUAUUUGUGAUAUUCCGGAUGAGCUACUGGAGCCAUGUUUGUGUGCGUAUCGGGUGUCUCUAUUCAGUGUACAAGAAGUUUCCAAGCUGUGUGGACUCAUCGAAAUUUUUGCCGCUUUUGUAAAUUCAGCCAGCAACCUCCAGGUUGAGGUAGUGGAUGAUGCAAAACAAGAGGUCAAUCUCUAUGAUGAAGCUGGUCGUAGUAUACGCGAUCUUCUGGGAGCGAUUUUUUCAAAUUUUCAGUCUACAACAACAAACAUUCCAAGUGCCGCCGCAAGCUCGCUGUUUAGUAAUGCGACGCAUAUGACAGUAGCUGAGAUGCCCUCUCUUAAUUUGGCUGCGGAGGAGAUUCUUUACGUAAGCUACACUGAAAAGCCUGGAUAUUUUUUCGGACAACUUGAAAAAAUAAGCCUACCCGAUUCAAAGACUGAGUUUGGAACCAAUUCUUUGAAUGAAAUGGCUAUUGAGCUGAGUAACGCCUACUCUUCGGAAACUAGCCCUCCUCAUCUGUACGUCGACAUUGAGAGCCGCUUAGGUCAUCAUGGCGUUGUACUCUGGGAUUUGGAUCAGCUUUACUAUCGUGUUCGAGUUACCAAGGAACUCCCUAAUGACGUCGAAGUUCAAUUUAUCGACUAUGGAAACAGUGUCUGCAUGCCACGUAGUAAAAUUUUGGCUCCGCUUGGAAAUCUGACUCGUUUCCGUCAACCACCUUACGGCGUUCAUUGUCAGCUUGAUCUUAAUGUGACAUUGGCCGUUUCGAAAUGGAAUCAUCUUAUUCGUGAUAAGUGGAUACAGGUAAAAAUGGGCCCCUGUAUCGAAGGGGUCUACUCCGUCACCUUCACCAAUGAUCCCUGUAAUACUGAAAUUGUCAAGAUUCUCAUGGGAAAUGCUUCAUCAAAAUUUGUGGAAAAUGUUAAAACAACUAGUUCAAAAAUUGAAACUUCCCCGCCAGUGUCAGUUACGUUAGUUUCCCCGCAGACUCCGCUUGCCGAGAAAGAUAAUCGACAAAUUAAAAGCAGUGACUACGGAAAUUAUUCGAUUACAUUCGCGAAUAGACCGUGCAAUAAACAAAGCUCUAUAGAAACUAAUGAUGAAGAAACACGUUCAAGAAGCAAUGGUAGUGUUACUUCUGGGAAAGGUGCUGGUCUUGUGCUGGCGACAGAGAUCCUUUACUCCGAAAACACAGUGCUCAUGGAAUGCAAGGCCAGUACAGCAGAAAGGCCGGUGAAAGAAGCAAUUGUACCUGAACAACUGAAUUUGUUUUGCACACCAAAGUUAAGUUCACCGAUUACUUCUACUAGUCAACUUCAAAAAUCGCUUCCGAAUGGGUCUGGAAAUUCAGAAGUUCGAAAGGAAUUGAAUCGACAAAUUUUGCCUGAAAUGAUUGAACCUCAGAAACCAGCAGUGGUGCUUGGGAUACCAAAAUUGGAAGCAUCUCCAAUCCAAAAGCAGUAUUUUUAUCCAGAACAACCAGGCUUAUCUGGUCUUGUCAAGAAGGUGGAGGUGGUAUUCGUAAACGACCCAUCUGAUUUUUACGUUCAUCUUCCGGAAUCAUUUGCCGCCCUCGAAGACUUGGCUAAAAGAUUGAAAUUAGUUUAUUCCGAUGAAUCCAAACCAGCUGUACAAAAUCCCACAUCCGGCUCAGCUUGUGUGGUUCAGUAUGACGAAGACAAUGCGUGGUAUCGUGGCCGAUUCGUGAGCUCUUGUGACCCUCAUUUGCUGGUCCCUCUGGCAUACGUGUUUUUCGUCGAUUAUGGCAACACUCAACUUUGUCCCAUAAAGCAAAUUAAAGCUAUUGACGAGGAAUUUGUUAAACUAAAUCCACUAGCCUUCCACUGCAAGCUUGAUGGAAUUGAUAUCUUGCAAGCAUGGACAGCUGAGGAGAAGAACAAAUUCGAAACUUGCUGUUUUGGGAAAAGGCUCUCGGCAACUUUCGCCAAACAAGAUUCUCAAGCCAAAUACCCUAUUCAUUUGGUAGAAGAAAAUGAGGGUGGUACUGUGACCAUUAAUGACAUAUUUAGAAAACAGAUUUUUGCUUCCAUUGGACCUCCCUCUAUUGCUUAUUCGAAACUUCCCAUUUCUAAGACAUCAAUGGAUGUUUUCCUCACUUGUUGCCAUGAUCUUAAUCAGUUUUAUCUUAGACCAUUUGAUGAUGAAGGCUACCAGAAUCAGUUGGAAGAACUAGAACAAUUCUAUUCAUCGUUGUCGCCAAAUGAACUGCUAGAGGACCAACCAAGCGUUGGGUUACCUUGUGUGGCCCGUUUUGUUGAAGCUGGGCGUUACCACCGCUCGCAAAUCCUAACCAUCCACGAUGAGGUGGCAGAGGUACUUUUUGUCGACUGCGGAAUGAAGCAAGAUACGCCACUGUCGCAGUUAAAGCGGAUCAUCGCUCGCUUUAUGACAUUCCCUCAGUUGGCGUGGCAGUGCACAUUAAAGGGAGGAAAACCGAGCAGCCCUAUCAACGCUGAACUUCAGAAAGACAUAGAUUCCUGCAUUCUGACUAGAGACAAGCUUUCUGUGUUGUUGACCUCUUCUGGUUCAGAGAGUACCGAUGAAGUACAUGAAGUGGAAUUGACUCUUCCCACUGUAGGAAACGUGUCCCAGUAUUUGGCUCAACUCAACGCCCUGGAGUGCACGUCUUCGAUCACUGAACUAGAAUUGGUUUCCCAGAAUGUGACUUUUGCACCAGCACAAGUGAUUUCUACCCACGCCGUCCUUUCCUAUGCUGACUCACCUACCGAGUUCUGGAUUCAGUUAGAACCAGAAUCUGUUAAAGACAUGGUGACUCGGAUCGGCAAAUUGGUCGCUGAUCCUCAAUUCGUCAAAACAAACAAUUUUACUGCUUCGAUCGGCAAGCCCUGUUUGGCGUUCUAUAUUGAGGACAGACGCUGGUACCGUGCUGUGGUAGAGGCAGUAAGCGAAGAUUCAGUAACAGUUUCUUAUAUCGAUUAUGGGAACAGUUGCCGUGUGAAAAACUGCGACUUGCGUGAACUGCCGUCCGAUCUUGCCCAGAUACCUGCCCUGGCAUACAAAUGUUGCCAAGAGGGCGCGGAAGGUUUUUUGGCACACGUCACCGAUAUAUAUAUGCAUAUUAUAACGGAGAUGACGGUCUUUACAGUGAAGUUCGUGAAAGUAGUCGAUGGAGUAUUAUACGUUCGUAUCUCCGAACCAGAUGGCACAGAUCUUGGAGAUCUAUGCAGUGAACAACCCGCAGAUGUAAAGAUGCAAGAAGUAUCUAUCGAAAGUGUUGCUGAAAAUGCAGUCGCUCAACCAGCAUCGACUAUUAUUCCUGGCGGAGGACUCGGUGGAAAUGUUGUGAACACAAUUUCGUCUCAGGUGGAUGGACAUCCUGAAGAAUCCUCUGUUCGCGAUCCUCAAGAUUAUUCUGUCUUAUCGAAAACAUGUAUAGAGUCGGCCAACCAAGAACCAAUCAACACCACUCAACAUGUGGAGGGUUACAUUGUCUACUGCCUAUCCCCCACGCAAUUCUGGUUUCAAGCCAAACAGGAUGAAAUGAAGGUUCACAAAAUCCAAAUUCUUCUAGUUGAACAUUAUGAAAAGGACUCAAACGCGUUUCAAAUAAAGGAGAAACCCGUUGUCGGUCAAAUUUAUGGAGUUUAUCACCCUGUUUAUGAGGGCUGGUAUCGUGCGCAAAUUCAAAAUUUAGCUGAUGCUACCACCGAAGUAUAUUUUGUUGACUAUGGUGAUACUCAGACCGUUCCCUUGGAAAACAUCCGUUACUUGCCAAGUGAGUGCGUAGGCAUUCCACCUUUGGCAAUUCGAUGUAGCUUGAAGAAACCAUCAAAGGAUUGGUCACAAGGGACAGUGGAAAAAUUUAACAAAGCCUGUUUUGAUUCAGAAAAAGUAUGCCAAGUGUUGUUUGGAGCAGAAGAUAACGGUAUUGUCUUCGUUGACUCAUUGUUUGUCGGGCAAAGUAAUGUUUUAGAUUUUUUAAAUGCCGAUGUGGAAACGGUCUAAGAACAAGAAAAAGUUGUUUCCAUUUUAGACCUAUCAAUUAGAUAGCUUUUGUUGUGACCCAUCCAAAGGUUGUUUGGAGACGUCAAAUUGAUGUGGAUUCUAUUGUCUACCGUUACUUAUCCAGAAAUGUUUUUUUUGUGUGUGUGUUUUUCAUUUGUUUUUAUUUGUAUUUCCACGCCGAAUUUAAAUUCCCAAUAAAGACAUUUGAACCUGGA